GUGUGCGUCGCUGCAACGUUCCCCCGCGGAUUGUUGUUUUCUCCGCUACGACUAGGCCUCACUCCAUUUCUGACCCGCGUUCGCCGGGAUGCGGCUCCUGAGGGGAGGGCUGGGCUUCUUGCUGAGGCCGGGAGUCCACCGAGGGCCCGAGAGGCCGCUUUACCAGCAAGGCCAGAGCCCCUCGCCCCGGACCCGAGAGUACUUCUACUACGUGGACCACCAGGGACAGCUGUUCCUGGAUGAUGCCAAAGUCAAGAAUUUCAUCACGUGCUUCAAAGACAAGCAGUUCCUGGUGUUCUUCUUCAAGCAGCUCCAGGUCAACCGCAGUGGGCGCUACGAAGAUGCCUUCCCCUUCCUCUCACCUUGCGGCCGGGAGCACAACUACAUCCGCUGCGACGACGUCCCCGUCGUCUUCACUCAUCUCUUCCAAGGAGCGUCCGGUGAGGAGCGGCUGUCCUACUGCGGUGGAGCGGAGAAGCUGGCGGUGCCCUUCCAGCCCGAGAAGCUGGUGAUGCUGCCUGAGAACGGGCGCCUCUACCACCCGGGUCCGGAAAAGGCCGGCGGAAUUGGGCUGGUGAAGUCGGCCCUGGCCUUUGAGCUGAGCCCUUCCUUCGAGUACGAACAGGGGCCCGGGAAGGCGCCCACCCACUUUCUCUGGAAGGACAGGCGCCACCUCCUCACCAAUGAACUGCUGCCCAAAAUUAGGGGCAAAGAGAAAGAGGGAGGCUGAGAGAGCUUGGAACAGGAUAAGAGACAAAUUUGGGGCUGUAACUGUGCCUGGAUAAAUACAGGAGUCCCAGUUACCUUCCUCCAUGGCAAUUGGAGACCGGGCCACACAUGUGCCAAUAUCUCAUGUGCCUUCCCCUUCUGCCAAUCCAAGGAAGGCCCUGCGAAGUUUCCAUUCAGCACCAGACACUUUCCUGAGAAUAAUCACAAUGAAAGGUACUUGGAAUAAAAUGAUUCUGCCUCUUG
Messenger RNA from Anolis sagrei ordinatus, 972 nucleotides. RefSeq names its product chromosome 4 C8orf82 homolog (gene C4H8orf82). The record is from RefSeq and is a predicted model, not a curated record. Lineage: Eukaryota; Metazoa; Chordata; Lepidosauria; Squamata; Anolidae.